Protopolystoma xenopodis is the source of this 735-nucleotide messenger RNA. The record is from the annotation of a GenBank genome assembly. Lineage: Eukaryota; Metazoa; Platyhelminthes; Monogenea; Polystomatidea; Polystomatidae.
AUGUUGAGUGAUCAUUUAUUCUUUGAAUUGCUCAACAUCUGGCUCAACCUAUAUGAGUUAUUUUUUAUCCUUCACACAGAUUCGAUACCUUGCAAUGUCCCUCAAAUUUUGAUAAAUCGAGAGCCGCUUGCUAACCACCUAUUCGACAUCGAGCUUUACGGUGAUUGUGAUGUGAUUGUUCGACAUCUCUGUGCUCUCCUCGGCUGGUCGCCGCCAAAUAAGCUGGGCAUUGAGAAACCAUCUUCAAAUGUCCUUCCAUCACUUACUGAUACUAGUAUUUCAACAUCUGCUUGUCUCUAUUCUGAGGUGCCAUUGAUAGAUGUCGCACGAAUUGCUGAGUCUGAAAAUGUCCCAAGUACUCGAGCGCAGGAGCCUUUGAUUGAAACCUUCAGUACCACACCACACGCCAAAACUCGUCCUUAUUCCCACUUUAAACACAAGGGACAACUAAGUAACGCAAGCAUGACUGGAACUCCCUCGUCUGGUUUUACUCAUUUUUCAUCAUAUUCUUCUGAUGCUGCAUAUAUUGCGAACAGGUCAUCUGACCGAACAGAUUUAGUUUCUCCUGUAAUUCAAACAAGUGGCCAUGUAGCAGAUUAUGCUUCGGCAAAAGGUGAAAGGGCUGCCCUUGAAUCCGGUGAUCACAGUGAGAUUGAGGAGGAUGGGCCCCACACCGCGUGGUCUGUUGCAGAUUUCCUUCCUAGUAUGCAUUCGAUCAUUGAUAGCAUUUUUUAA